AUGGGAUCGUGGCCAUCGCCCGAGGAGGUGGCUCGGCAGGGCCUUCGAGCGGCCACGGGCCAUAUCCUCGAGAAUAUUGGCUUCUCAUCGGUAUCCGGAGAUUCUCUAAAUGUGCUCACCGAUGUUAUGCGCCGAUUCAUGAUCGAAUUAUGGUCUCGAAGUAAACUCUUGGCCGAGCAUGCUGGUCGUACCGAAAUAUGCCCUGAUGACAUGAACCUCACCUUCAGUAGGUUGAAAUUUUCACCUGUGGAAAUGCGUGAUUACUUGCUGCAAGUUGGGAACGUUGGUCAUCCUAAACCGCUAUGCCAGUUUCCCGUCGCUCAUCCUAACAUGAGACCAUUAUUCGCUCCUCAACCAAGUGCGAAGGAAUUGGAAAACCGUCCUGAGCACAUCCCUCCGUUUUAUCCUGCUGCCCAUCCGGAAUGGACCACAGAAGGAGCCGAUUAUCUUGCAGUCAUGAAACCAUCAACCUCUGUUGAGAAAAAGGGUUUGUUGCUUGCAAAUGUGAACGACGAGGUGAAAAAAGAGAAGAAGCAAAGAGAAAAAAAGGUGAAACAGAAAGAUAGACGAAAGAAGCAGCAAGAGGAGCAAGAUGUGGUUAAGAAAGAGCGAGAAGCACUUGAGCAAUUACGGCUAGCUGAGGAGCGUUUAGAAAUGGAACGAGCCGAGCAGCGAAAAGCUGAGGAAAGAGCUCGGUUACAUUUACUGGAACUCGCUCGUGACACGGCCACUCCGCCUAUGAGACAAGAUUUCCCGGAUGGUCAGUAA
Messenger RNA from Ostertagia ostertagi, 768 nucleotides. The record is from the annotation of a GenBank genome assembly. Lineage: Eukaryota; Metazoa; Nematoda; Chromadorea; Rhabditida; Trichostrongylidae.